Coregonus clupeaformis (lake whitefish) is the source of this 1638-nucleotide messenger RNA. RefSeq names its product 5,10-methenyltetrahydrofolate synthetase (5-formyltetrahydrofolate cyclo-ligase) (gene mthfs). Bases 177 to 785 code for a protein of 202 amino acids. Gene Ontology annotation, molecular function: 5-formyltetrahydrofolate cyclo-ligase activity. Lineage: Eukaryota; Metazoa; Chordata; Actinopteri; Salmoniformes; Salmonidae. The record is from RefSeq and is a predicted model, not a curated record. Gene Ontology annotation, cellular component: mitochondrion. Gene Ontology annotation, biological process: folic acid-containing compound biosynthetic process; tetrahydrofolate interconversion. The transcript is spliced from 3 exons.
AAUUAUGUUAUUGCAGUCUGUUUAAUGAUUGAUUGGCAAAUCGAUUGCGUGGCUAGCUGAGUCCAACCCAAAUGUUGAAUUUGCUAACUUCAAGGCCAGCCUAAAUUGCUGCCUUCCCUGAACUCACACAUAUUGCAACAGUUUUAUCUUUGGACACGAGUUUUACAUUAGCCAGUAUGGCCGCCUUGCGUGCAGCCAAACAAGCUCUGAGGAGAGAAAUAAAGAAACGAGUAGCAGCGUUGGACGAUCAAGAGAAACUUCGCCAGUCUCGAGUCAUUUCGCAGAAGCUCUUCAAGCACCCCAAGUAUGCUAGCUGUGAGCGCAUCGCUGUGUUCCUCAGCAUGCACGACGAGGUGAGAACAGAGGAGAUCAUUCAGGACUUGUUUAAGCACGGUAAGACCUGCUUUAUGCCCAAGUACUUGACCCAGGGCACCAGUAACCACAUGGACAUGGUGAAGCUCACCAGCAUGGAGGAUAUGAUGUCACUGCCUCUGACUUCCUGGAACAUCAGACAGCCCGCCGAUGAAGACAACACCAGAGAGGAGGCCUUGGAGACAGGAGGUCUUGACCUGAUCUUGAUGCCAGGCCUGGGUUUUGACAGGAAUGGGAACCGGCUGGGCCGAGGGAAGGGCUUCUACGACACAUACCUGGAACGCUGUAUGAAGCACCCCAAGGGGAAGCCGUACGCCAUCGCUCUGGCCUUCAGGGAACAGCUGUGUCAGGACAUACCUGUAGACAACAACGACAUGCUGAUAGACGAGGUCCUGUAUGAAGUCCUGGACUAGUUAAAAGGCACAUACAUCAUCCUAUUUCUGAAGUAAAUCUCUAUUUUUUAUGUAAAUUUAAUGUUAAAGAAGGGUUCAGACACCUUUUUUGUUUUUUUGGCUUGUUUUUGAGAAAACGUACCCCAGCCGUGAUACACUUCCUUGCUCGUUGUGCAGUAUCAGGGCUCGCAAAAGACAUGAAGAAAACACCCAAAUAUGUCCUUUUAGAGACGGACACGCUUUCAGUAUAGUGAUGUAGGUCUUCAUAUGUUGUACACAUUAAAUUGUGUCAUUACGAACUUUAUCCACAAUGUUAUAUUACAUUUUGUGCGACUGGAGACGUUUCUUCUACCAGCUGUGCUGCGCGGGCUGUGUCCGUGUACUAUAGGGACACGCUCAACCUGCACAGCUGCAGGGGGGAAACAGUGCAACUCGACCAAAAUGGAUUAUAACAUUGCGGAUACAUUUCGGAAUGACACAAUUUAAUGUGUACAACAUCUGAAGACCUACAUCACUAUACUGAAAGCGUGUCCGUUUCUAAAAGGACAUAUUUGGUUGUUUUUGGAGCUUUUGUUCAUGUCUUUUGUGUGCCCUGCUACUGCAUAACGAGCAAUGAGGAAGUGUAUCGUGGCUGGGAUAAACGUUUAAAAAACAAGACAAAUCACACAAAAAGUGUCUCGACCCUUCUAUAACAUGCCAUUUACGGUACAUCAGAAAUAUAGAUCUACUUCAGAAAUAGGAAAAUUCUCCUUUAACUGUGAUGUGACUAGUCAACUGGACUUCAAUGGUAUGAUGAUGAAAUCAGUGGAGGCUGCUGAGGGGAGGACGGCUCAUAAUAAUGGCUGGAACGGAGCAUAUGGAAUGGCAUCAAACC